Molecule: messenger RNA, 1701 nt
Organism: Tilletiopsis washingtonensis
Lineage: Eukaryota; Fungi; Basidiomycota; Exobasidiomycetes; Entylomatales
Exons: 1
Coding region: 1-1701 (566 amino acids)
Source: RefSeq, a predicted model, not a curated record
AUGCCUCCCCGUGCCUCCGCCGUCGGCGGUGCCGCACGCGGCUGGGCAUCGUCGGGCCGAGCGGCGUGGCAGCGCACGCGCGACAAGGCCGCGCGUCAGGGCGAGGCUGCCUCUGGGGCACCAGGCAAGGCAGCUCGUCCCGGCAGCGGCAGCAGCGCAGGCUGUGCCUCGUCUGGCACGGCACGCGCAUUCAGCUCCUACGCCGCCGCCACUGCGCGCCCCAGAGCACCGUGCGCCACCGUGCGCCUCGAUGUGGGCCUCCGCUCCGUCCUCGCGGCACUCAUGCCCGUCUUCAAGGGCGCCGUCCGUUCCUUCGUCAGCACGCCCGCCGUGCACAGCGUCAGCGCCAGCCGACAGGCUCUGCGCUCGCACACAUCGCACCUGGCUCGCACGCGCCCGUCGUUCCCGGGCGGCUUCACGCGCGGCGUGCCUCGCGGGCCCGCUGUGCCCGCACUGCGUCCUUCGGUGCAGCAGGGCCCCGGUCUUCAGCUGGCGCGUCAGUUCAGCAGCAACGGCACGCGCCCCUUUGCCGACAUUCUCAUCAAUGCGCCGCUCUUUAUCCGCGCCGCCGCCGACGAGCUGGAGGAUGAUCUCGAGGGCCUGUCCAAGUCCGGCGCUGCUCGUCGCGGCACGGCCCGCCGUGGCGUUCGUCGCUCUGACCCUGCGACGCACCGUCGUCAUGAGGCAAAGCUGGCAAAGGCCAUCGGCCAGUACUUCGCCCACUCCGACCCGUCGGCAUCGGCCUUCGCUUGCUCUAGCAAGAAGCCUGCCGCAGCCAAGCCGUCUGCCUCUGGCAUCGCCAAGGCCGCCGCUGCUGCUGAGAAGCAGGCCGAGACCGGCAUCAUCACCGAUGCCGCCGUCGCUGCCCUCGCCGCACACAACGACGACGAUGCCGUCUCCGAGGCAGGCUGGUCUGAGUCCGAGUACUCCGACUACUUCAUCGAGCCUCCCGAGUCGCCCACUGCCGGCCCCCACACGGGAGUCUGCACCAUCCUUCGUCUGCCCGCCGAGGCGGAUGCCGAUCUCGCCAUGCUCAUCGCGCCAGCUUACGACGAGUUCGACGCCUCUUCGCACCCGCUCGACGCAGCCACAGUGGCUCAGAUGCGUCUCAUUCAUGAUGGAUCAGCACAUCUCUGCCUGCUCAUCGACUCGCUCACUCGUCUGCUUGCCGCUCGCGGCCUCGAUUGUCCCUGGACACUGGCGCCCGACGCACGCGCUCUGCAUGGCGUAGCAUUCGAAGUCUCCUUUGAAGGCUGGACGAAGCCUGAGGUGCAAGGCAUGCUCGUCUCGCAGCUCGGACACGGCAAGGGCUCGCAGCUAGGCCGCUUUCUCUUCGAGCGCGCUUCAAGUCCUGCCGACGACGAAGCUGCGCAUGUAGGCUCGACGGCAUUGCAUUCGCCACCUAGUGCGUCGCUGGCGGAUCUGCAGGAGGACAUUGAUGCGCUUGGAGCGGCGUCGGCCAUCAGUCUGGCGCACUGCGAUGCUCCGCCCAUUGGCGCUGCCGCCUCGUCUCAGCGGAGCGUAGAAGGCCUGGGCAUCGAGAUGCCAACCGACUUCGUCAUUCCUCUCAUCCCGCUCGAUCACUCGUUGCUGCACUCGCACCUCAGCGAUGGCUCGUCGCUGGUCAUCUCGCCCGAACUCGCUUCGUCGCACGGCGACUCGAGCGGCGAGCUGUACGAUAGCACGGCGCACUGGGCCUGA